AUGGGUCCAGCAGCGUCCCCUAGAGAGGGGAAGUCCUCUGCGGCAGUAGUGGAUGCGGCUGCGGCUGCGGCCUCUGGAAGACCUUCUGGUGGCAGCCUGCUCACGAAUGAGAGGCUGCUUGGCCCGUCUACUGGGCCCCGCUAUGCUUUCUGUCUGCGUAGUAAUGUUUUCUCACAGUAUUACAUUAGUGAGAGCAGGUUCCCCGAUUCCCUCAUCAUUCCAUCAGCUUUCGAGUGGCCUUUGGAGCUCUGUCUUGUCGUCCAGCCUGGGCCGGGCGUGCCCUUCCCUUCUACCCUUCCAUGGUACUGUGGUGCCCAAGACCGUACCAAGAAGGUGGCAGCAUCGAAAAGUGGUAGUAGUCCGAAGCAGUCUGGAAAGAGUGAGGCUAGGAUAGUGGGGGAGCCCUUGAAGGUGUUGGAGGUCGAUCUAAGAGGCGACUGUAUUGAAGGCAUUCAGAUAUCAUACAAAGAUGCUGGCCGGG
Molecule: messenger RNA, 481 nt
Organism: Perkinsus marinus ATCC 50983
Lineage: Eukaryota; Perkinsozoa; Perkinsida; Perkinsidae
Exons: 3
Source: RefSeq, a predicted model, not a curated record